AUGGAUUCCUGCCCGGUGUGUCACGAGCAUUUCACCGACGACACCCCUGGCAACUGCGCAAGCUGCGUGACAAACAUGCUCUACACGUGUCGCUUUGACCUUGCUAGAGUCUUAAUCGAGAAAGAGUCACUACAGAAGAAGGUCGAGGCAAUCAUUGGUCCGGAGACUGAACAACCUCUCGAUGAAGAGACGGCGAGGCUGCGAAAUGGAUGGCAGCGACAACAGGAAAAGAUCGAGGAGCAACGAGAGAAGGAGUUGCAAGAGGAUAUGCAACGUGAGCUAGCGCUCAGACAGAAGGAAGUUGAAGUGCGGAGAGCUCAUGCGCAAGAGUUGCGAGCCAACUUGGAACAGAGAAAAGCCAAUCUGGCGGUCGCAAAAGAUGCGCUAGCCAGACACAACAAGCAGAAGGAGCAGGAACUGAGAGAGAGCAGCGAGAAGCUAAAGGCCCAGUAUGAUGCUCUCCAUAACAAGACUGUCGACACGAGAGCCAUCCUCUGCCGCGAGGCUGCCAGUUUACUGAGGUUGAGCCACUCCAAGAAGAAGACCAAGGACGGUACAAUCAAGGAUCGCCACUAUAUUGCUGGUCUAUUGUUGCCCGACUUGAAGGAGAUCAAUAAUAUGCGAUGCACGGAACUGACAGCAGCCCUUGGAAAUGCUACUCGACUGAUCUUCCUCUGUGCUUUCUACCUGGGGAUCAGACUUCCGGCUGAGAUUACCCUGCCGCAUCGCGACUAUCCACUUGCAACAAUCAACACCCCUCUCACCUCCUAUCUCAACCAACGCAUCACGUUCCCUGGUAGUGGUUCCAGCCUUUCAGUGCCCAGCAGCCCUACUGCUUCUCGCCUGGACCUCGGCACGGCUCCCAAACCACGCCCGCUGUACAUCGGCUCUGACGAUUACAAUGAAUCAGUUGCCCAAUUUGCGAAGAAAGAGCCACUAGCAUUCAGUUAUUUCAUUGAAGGCAUGUCUCUACUCGCGUGGGAUGCUGCAUGGCUCUCCCGCACUCAAGGAUUCGUCGCCGGCACCGAAACGUGGGAAACUGUUUGCGAUAUUGGUCGUAUUCUCUAUCAGAUGAUCCUUGCUCAGCCACAAUCUGCCGCAAUCACGCGGGUCCUUUCCCAGCGAGACGUUCAACUUCGUCGCCGUCGAUCUAGUAGCAUGUCCUCGCCAGCCAGAGAAGAGAAGGAGAGCACCUUCCCUGCCCGUCUGGGCUCAUACUCCCACGACUCGGCCCACACCUUCCUUGGCUCCGCAGCUGCCGCCGGCGACAACCCCUCGCGCAAUUGGCGUCUCAACCGGUAUGCGAUGAUUUCCGAUCCACUGAGGAAGCACCUUCUUACAGAGAUGAACAACGCGGAGUGGGAGUUGUUGGACGAGCAGGAAUGGGACGAUGGCGGCGAAAAGAUGGAUGACGCCGUCGUCAUAAAAGCGAGAGUGAUGGAUGGAAAGGAGUACGAUGAUGCUAGAAGCAUUAUGACGCCCGGUGCAGAGGACGAGGGUGCCCGUGUCAGCAAGGGCAAGAGUGGCUGGACCAAGCUUAAGAAUCGGGACAAGCCCUAG
Messenger RNA from Cladophialophora carrionii CBS 160.54, 1560 nucleotides. RefSeq lists its product as uncharacterized. Gene Ontology annotation, molecular function: SNARE binding. Gene Ontology annotation, biological process: SNARE complex assembly. The record is from RefSeq and is a predicted model, not a curated record. Gene Ontology annotation, cellular component: endosome; lytic vacuole. The coding region runs from base 1 to 1560 and encodes 519 amino acids. NCBI's taxonomy places the organism in Eukaryota, Fungi, Ascomycota, Eurotiomycetes, Chaetothyriales, Herpotrichiellaceae. The transcript is spliced from 2 exons.